AGAGCUAGCAACACAUACAACUCCCCUUAUCACUUGAAGUCACUAAGCUGCGGCAGGUCCAAAGUUAACCAGACUCUUCAGCCAAAAAACCCUCGCACUACUUGCUAUACCCUCCAUAAUGUCUAACUCGCAAACUCCUGAUGCACGCACUGCGCUUAUGCAAUCUAUUCUGUCGCGUCACUUGCAGGCGAGUCCGGCGAGAGCACCCUCAAGCUCUCUAUUGCGGAGACCAAGCCGCAAUUUUAAUGUGCAGGACUUUGCUGGCCACCGAAAGCAGGCAGCUAACCCUAGCAAACGCAAGGCGCGCGAGGACAAAAUUGUCUUGGCGAUUCGAGGUAGAACGAUCUAUGAUCCACGAGCCAGCCCCAUUACAUACUCGGCACCCAAGAAAAGCCGCCCACGGAAGAAGUUGAUGAAGCCAACCGCGCCCUCAUACCACCCUGGUGCAUCCUUUGAAGAGAAAGCAUUGACUCUGAAUAUUUUAAAACGGAUGGAAACCGAGGAAGAACAUCCAGAGAAGAACCUAGGUUUCUUGGUGAAAGCCGGAGGUGAAUCUACACCGAGCUGCUACUGGCAGGCGCAGGACAAGUCUCCUUGGAUGGGCAUCUCCGAGUCUGAUCCGGACUGGCCAGGAAGCAGUGAAAAGGUCACACCCUCGGAUAUGGAGUAUUCCCCGUCUUGCUGGAACGCGCCGCAAUUUAACUCAGGGGAGGGCGACUGGGAGAUGAUGUUUGACAUGUACAUCAAAGAGCAGUGAAGCUAUGAUGCGGCUUUUGGGAAGAACUGUUGAAUAAUCAUCAUCAAUACGGUAAUCACUCAUUUUAUAAUAUUUUCUGUAGUUAGUUGUGGCAAUAUGUAUAUCCUGCAAGUGCACUAUCAUUUACGUACCAUCAC
Molecule: messenger RNA, 894 nt
Organism: Suillus discolor
Lineage: Eukaryota; Fungi; Basidiomycota; Agaricomycetes; Boletales; Suillaceae
Exons: 1
Coding region: 119-757 (212 amino acids)
Source: RefSeq, a predicted model, not a curated record